UAUUUUAAACCACCAACAAGGAAAUCUGAAGCCGAAAAAAAAAAAAUAAAAAGAUACGUGAUAUAUAAAAAAAAAACAACUUCGUAUAAUUAACUGUGUAUAACCAAUAUCGUUUCUUCAACAUUCUCUACAACAACAAGAAAAGAGCGCCAGCGAAACUGCAAGACAAAAAUGGAUCCGAAAAUCUUAACAUCACAACCACCACCACCAACAACAACAACACCACAAAAGUCUGUUGUGCUUUUUUUGUAUUAUUGUAUUAUGGAAGCUUUAAGAACAUUUGUUAAUGUAAAAAACAACAACAACAAAAACUACAACUGAAAAAAAGAAGAAAACCAAAAAAAAAAAAAAUAAUCAGCAACAACAAUUACAAUAUAUGAGACAAUAAAUUGGAAAAGGAGAGAAAAGAAUACCCCCUAGAACAACAACAACAACAGAAGAAGAAGAAGAAACUACAACAACUAUACUUGUAAAAAAAUAAACACAACUUAACUACAACAAAACGCACAAAAAUUGUAACUACAACAAAACAAUUUAAAAAAAAAUUCUCACAGAAGCAGCCAAUUUUUUUGCAAAACACCGCCAUCAAAAAAAAAUAAUAAAAAGCCAACAGCUGAUCACGACAAUGAAAAGCUUCAUUUUAGUUCAGUGUCUCUAGAUGUUUGUGUGUGUGUAUUUGUGUCUCACCUGCAAGAUUUUGUUAAAAAAAAAACAUUUUUUUCCAACUGAAAUCCAAAAGAAAAACACCAAAGAAAUUCCCAUCCACCACCUCAUAAUAUCCCAUCCUGAAAACAUGCAAUAACAAAAUAUAUCCAUGCACCCAAAAGUAUGCACCAUUUUUAAACAAGGAACGCAGCAAGCAAGAUAUUCACCAACAGAUCUAGCUACUCACCAAAAGCCAAAAAUCCCAACACACAAGUGAACCAGCACCAACACCAAUAACGAAACCAAAAGAGCACAGAGAUCUUGUUUUGCUCUACACCCCAACCACUCUCUCCUCUCUCACUCUGUGUGUGUGUGUGUGUCUGUGUAUUAUACACAAUCAGCAAGCAAGGCAAGACGAAAAACAAGUUUUGAUUUAUUACUUUAACUCAAGCAUAUCUCGAAUUUUAUUCACCACCAAAAAAAAAAAAAAAACAACACCCACCAACACCACCACCACCCUAGCAAACGUAGUUGCCAUACUGGGCCAAUUUAGCUGGCAGCCAAGUAAACCACAAAACAAUCCUCUUUCCAAAUCCAAUAAUUUUAACCUUUAGCCACCACAACCAUUACCACCAGCCGCCACUAGCCACCACAGACACCUGGAAUACCACCACCCCACCGCCUCUACCACCACAACCUUCAACAACAACAACAACACCAUUUUGUUUCCUGCUCAACGACGACAUAAAACGGCCGCACAAUUGCACACAACUACUAUCACAGAUAUCCGCAACGCUAUUACUACCGCAUGGAGCGUGGCAGCGGCGGUGGUGGCCAAUAUCAACACCAGCAACAGCCGCAGCAGCCACAGCCACACCACCAGCAGUCGUACUAUCACCCGCACGGACACGCCGCCACCUUCAUGACAGCCGCCUCCGACGAACACAUCGGCAAGUCGUCGUUCGAUAAUCCGGCCACCAAAAAGAAACCACCCAAACUGAAGGCCAUCAACCGCUCCAUCUCGAUGGCCAUAGACAACUACGAUGGUCCGGGGGGCGGGGGACCCGUGAUGCUGGACGACUCCUCGCUGAUUGUGGAACAGCCCAUCAUACACCGGUCGGCUUCGCCGGUUGCCUUACGCUCAGCGCCACCACCUCAAACACUGGCCCUGCCAUCGGGCGGUUUCGGCGGUGGUGGUGGCAGUGGCGCGGUAUCACCAGCUCUGUCUUCACGCAAACACCAUCAGCAUCACAGCUUCGCCCAGAUGGCCGCCCAGGCACGCCAGUUCAGCCAGCAGCAGUCCCACUCCAGCUCCACGAGUUCACCCAUUGGCCAUGGUGCGGUCAGUCCGCUGAUGGGCAGCAGUGGUAGGAUCGGUGGCGGCGGCGGUGGUGUUGGUGGUGAUGGGGGCGGUGGCGGCGGCGGUUAUCCAUCCACCGCUUCGCAUGCCUACCAACACCAACAUUCCCAACAUCAGCCCGACAUUUAUCUGGUUAGCAGUAGUAGCCUGGUGGACGAUGUGGGUGGGCGCAUGGGUGGCUCCUCGGCCUCGCCCAUUCAGUUCAUCGACGACUAUAUGUUGCCCCCCUCCUCACAUCGUCAGCAGCAGCAACAACAGCAGCAUGCCACACAUCCCUUGAAAAAAUCUCAAUUUCGUCGCUCUGACACAAUCGAUAUACAUCCGGCUUCUACUUUUCAGAUGAAGAAGACGCACUCGUUCCAUGCGCCGCACGAUCCCUCGGAGGCGAUCAUGGAUCCGCUGCUGCUGAGUGCGGGCCAGCCCACCUCUGCUUCGUCGUCGCGCCGCACCAGUUCGGUGAGGGGGAAUUUUCUGAUGCCCGGUCAUGCGGGCAGCAAAGAACUAAGUCGCUCGCCCUCUCCCAGCAGGCGGGGGGCGAAGUCGCAUCGUUCCCUGCACGAUCCCCAGCGCCGGCCCAGUGCCAAGCCGGAGUCGGUGGUGGACUCACAGAUACGACAUCCCUCGCUAAACGAUGAUCUGUUGGAGCCCAUCGAUGCCCGUACCGCUGGGUUGCUGGCGCCCACCAAUCUGUCGCUGGAAAAUGAACUCUUCAUCGAAUCACGCUCGCGCAGCAACAGCCACACGAAGAUGGAAGAUGUCGGCCUGGCCGAACGCAUAUCAAUGAGAAAGACAUCGGGCUCCUUUGAGGACCCCAGCACAGCACAUGGCGCAACGGUGGCCACCAGCUCACUAAAGAAACGCGAUCACUCGCACUCGGCACGACAACACAGCACCCACAGCCUGGAAUUGGACGGAAGACCCUCCACCUCGGCUGCAACAGCAGCGGCGGCGGCGGCCGCUGUCUCCGGCGGCACCCAUUCCACUUUGCAUUUACACAGUGCCGCUGCCGCCGCCACGGCAGCGUAUCACUUCAAGCGUGGCCGCGAACAUGGACGUUCGCUGUAUUUGUCUCCCAACAAUUUGGAGGAGGUCCAGGUCCACCAUCGUCCAGCGGUGCUGGCCGCAGCCGCCGCAUUUGGCGGCACCAAUGCCAGUGCGGCCAGCAGCAUCAAACAGGCCAAGGCUUUGCACAGUGCCAGCAUGCGUUUGCGCACUUAUCGCGAAUCGCUGAGCGCCACGAAAAAAUCGAAAAGCUUUAUUGGCGACAGUACCUACCCACCACCGCUGGUCAGUGUGUCCAACGAAUUUGUGGCCCUGACCUCACCCCACCGACGCAACAGUGGCCGAGCCCUGGCCAGUGCCACUACCUCAGGCGGAGCCGCAACUCUGGAAGAAAUAAAACGCAGUCCCAGACCGGUAUCGUUGGGAGCCUCCACAUCGCCGGCGGGGACCGUGACCACGGCCUUCAUGGAGGAGAAGAGGCCGUCGUUCGAACGCAAAUCCUCGAUGACCUAUGAACUGGGUGAUGCCGCCUUUGAACAGGUGUUGCGGCCAUUUCAUCACAAGGCCGCUGCCGGAAUUGGAACACGUAAAUGUCAUAUUCUCUCAUUCUCUUUUGCAGAUGAGGCCGACGAUGAAGAGGAAGCGGAUCGUAAACGUAAACGCAUUGUAUGCAUUGUUAUGACGGUGUUCCUUUGCUUGGUUUGUGCCGCCGUCUUUGUGGUCAUCAUGACGCUGACCCAUUCGUCGGGUCAGUCGCAUUAUGGCUCGCAUGGCCACCAUGGGCUAACGAAAAAGGUCAACACCUAUAAUCGGGAUGUGCCGGUUCAUUAUAAUGUUCGCCAAGAAAAUGAACGUUUAAUGAAGGAAACCAUGGACCGGGUUCGUUUUGGUAAGAAUUAUACGGAGGCUGCUUCUUCGCUGUUGGCGGCAACUACCUCAUCAUUGGUCUCGGCGGUGGCGGGUGCUGCCGGAGGAGCAGCGGCGGCAGCUGGCGGUGAGGGGCAUCAUGGUGAGGCCUAUGCCCAACCCUUGGUACCGGAGCCCAUGGCAUUGAUGCUGCCGCCCCAACACCAACAACAACCACACCAUAUGCCUCAUUUGCAACAAAUUCCAUAACAAACGGAACCAGUGCGGUGGACAUGACCGGCCAUCAAUGACAGCGCCUUAAAGCAACACCAGUGACAACAGUAGCAACAACAACACAACAAGCAGUAGUAAUUCUUAAUGACCAAAAGCAACAACAACAAACGAGAUGAUAUAAUGAAAUUAAUUUCUUUAAUGGAUAUAAAUGUUGACAUUGCACAAAAACCAAACUCAAAUGACGAUAAAGAUGACAGCGAUGACGACGAUGACGAUGACGAAGACGAAGACAAUGGCAAUGAUGAAAGACAACGGUAUAUCAUAACAGCAGUAGCAACAACAACAAUAAUAACAAGGCAGUUGUUAGCCAGUCAGUCAGCCAAUCCUGUUGUUGCCCGUCUUUGUGCCACAUUUCAAAAGGCAAGGAUGCUGGGCAAAAUUUAACAACAGCAUUGACAUCAGCCCUAAAGCUUUCGCAUACCAGCAAAAGAAAUGUACAAGAAGCAGAAGUAGAAGAAUAAGAAGAAACGAACACCUACAACAACAACAACAGCAGCAAUAAAUGAAAACGUGUUCUAUCUCAAUUUCACAGUAAAUGGCUAACUGUGGGUCCUGCUACCAGGCCAUGUGAGUAGGGUGGGGUUACAUAACCAGCCAGCCAACCAACCACCCUCUCACCCACCUUGAUGACCCAGCAGGCAUUCAUGUAAAAUAGUGUAACACAUGCUGACUGAAACAAACACAAAAAGCAAUAACAGUAAUCUACAUAUGUAUGUGUCAAAAUGUCAUUUGAGAGCAGCUUUUGCCACGUGAUUUGUUUUUUUUUUUUCAAAUUGGUAUUCAAGGACCAUGGUUCAUUUGUAAUGGGAUCUGCAUGGGUUCCAGCGGUCCAUCUUAU
Musca domestica (house fly) is the source of this 4985-nucleotide messenger RNA. RefSeq lists its product as uncharacterized. The record is from RefSeq and is a predicted model, not a curated record. The coding region runs from base 1454 to 4123 and encodes 889 amino acids. NCBI's taxonomy places the organism in Eukaryota, Metazoa, Arthropoda, Insecta, Diptera, Muscidae. The transcript has 4 exons.